AUGCGCUCUAGAAAAGCACUGCCCCUAUUCUACCUCGUUCUUCUUCCUCUUGUGUGGAUGGGGACAGCGAGCGGUCAUGGGAGAAAGAAAUCGAGCAGCAUACCCUUCAUGUCGCUCACCUUCAAGCGCACUGUCAAGAACCAGAUUGUCCCCGUCCCUGAGUCAAGCGUGCCCAACUCUCUGCACCAUGUCCUGCUCGGUGUAGACGGCAUGCUGUAUGCUUCCUCCUUCAUCACCAACGAGGUGUACCGUGCCGUGGUCGACGAGCGAGGGGCAUGGCAGUGGUUCCGAGUAGUUUCGAAGGGCACGGGGGUUGAUGGCCCGACGGGCCUGGCGGUUGACAAAGAUCUGAGGCUGUACGUGGCCUCGUUCGGGACGGAUCAGAUCCUCCGGUACGACACGGUCACCGGCAGCCUGAUCGAUAUCUUCAUCAACGAUGAGGAAGGGAAGUUAGACUGCCCCGAGGGGCUCCUCCUCCUCGAGGACCGGCUGCUGGUCGCAAGCUUCCUCAACGACAGGGUGGUCAGCUACAGGCUGGACGGUUCCUUCCAGGAGAUCUUCUCUGCGGGCUGGUACAUGGAUGGGCCGCAGGUUAUGCUCUUCCAUCCCAAGACCAACUCCAUCUUCAUCUCUUCUUAUCAUAGAGACAAGAUUGUGAAGGUGGAUGCGACGACGGGGAAGAAGCAGGGAGAGUUUGGCGGUAAAGAGUUGAGCCGUCCUGUUGGGCUUGCGGCAGCUCCUGACGACACGGUGCUAUGCAGUUCACAUAAAAGCAACGAGAUCUUGCGGUACAACGCGAGUACAGGGCAUGGACUCUGGGCACCAACAGGAAUUGCGAUGAGCUCAGCUUCUGGAGAUGACAUUUGA
Molecule: messenger RNA, 867 nt
Organism: Guillardia theta CCMP2712
Lineage: Eukaryota; Cryptophyceae; Pyrenomonadales; Geminigeraceae
Exons: 5
Coding region: 1-867 (288 amino acids)
Source: RefSeq, a predicted model, not a curated record